Rhinolophus ferrumequinum (greater horseshoe bat) is the source of this 3134-nucleotide messenger RNA. RefSeq names its product RAD54 like (gene RAD54L). NCBI's taxonomy places the organism in Eukaryota, Metazoa, Chordata, Mammalia, Chiroptera, Rhinolophidae. Gene Ontology annotation, cellular component: nucleus. Bases 434 to 2938 code for a protein of 834 amino acids. The transcript is spliced from 19 exons. The record is from RefSeq and is a predicted model, not a curated record. Gene Ontology annotation, biological process: double-strand break repair via synthesis-dependent strand annealing; reciprocal meiotic recombination. Gene Ontology annotation, molecular function: ATP-dependent chromatin remodeler activity; DNA translocase activity; ATP binding.
UACCACUGUUCCUUAAACUCUCAUAUCCCUGACUGAGCAUGCUUACUUAGCCUUCAUUCAGCAAAUACGUAUUGGGCGCCUGGCUAGAUUCAGUGCCAAGGUGGGGAGAAGGUGCUGUGAACUCUCCGAGUGCUCCUUCAGGUACAAAUCCAGGAUCGCUCAGCCCUACGCAUUCCAGAGCUAGCGGUUGUGUGCGCAGCACUCGAAUACACACACACACACACACACACACACACACACACACACACACACAGACACACACACACACCACUCUGCGCGGCUUUUCUGAGUGUUACGGCGCCCUCCCUCCUCCCCCGCGCGGCGCAGGCGGGGACCCACCGGUUCCGCUCUGCGCUAGCAGCGGAGACAGGAGGACCCCCGGGAGCGGGAUCCCGGCGACCGAUCGCCCAGCCCUGUUCAGGCUUAGGCCCUCAUGGAGGGGACUGCGGAGUCCCAGACGCCUGACCUGCGAGACGUGGAAGGCAAGGUGGGCAGGAAGACCCCGGAAGGGCUGCUCCGCGGGCUGCGAGGCGAGUGGGAGCCGGGAAACUCUGGUGCCCUGCUGCUCCCCGGGGCGCCUAGCAGGGACCAUGGCCUGGGGGACAAGAUCAUGGCGCUGAAGAUGGAGCUGGCUUACCUGAGAGCCAUCGAUGUGAAGAUCCUGCAGCAGCUGGUGACCUUGAACGAGGGCAUCGAGGCGAGGAGGAGCUUAGCUCCCAGCCAGCUGGCCAAGAGAAAACCAGAAGGCAGACCCUCUGAUGAUGACGACUGGCAUCCUGGGCCAGUGGCUCCUAAGAAAUGGAAAUCCAGCCGUGAAAUCCAGAGCCAGGAGUGUUCCCUGUCUCCUUUUCGGAAAGCUUUGACCCUGCUAACGAAUCGACCACCCUGUCUGGACAGUAGUCAACAUGAAGCAUUUAUUCGAAGCAUUUUGUCAAAGCCUUUCAAAAUCCCCAUUCCAAAUUACCAAGGUCCUCUGGGCUUUCGGGCACUGGGACUCAAAAGGGCCGGAGUCCGCCGGGCCCUCCAUGACCCCCUGGAAGAAGGUGCCUUGGUUCUGUACGAGCCUCCCCUGCUGAGCGCCCAUGACCAGCUGAAGCUUGACAAGGAAAAACUCCCUGUCCAUGUGGUCGUUGAUCCUAUUCUCAGUAAGGUCUUGCGGCCUCAUCAGAGAGAGGGAGUGAAGUUCCUGUGGGAGUGUGUCACCAGUCGACGCAUCCCUGGCAGCCACGGCUGCAUCAUGGCUGAUGAGAUGGGCCUGGGCAAGACGCUGCAGUGCAUCACAUUGAUGUGGACACUUUUGCACCAGAGUCCAGAGUGCAAGCCAGAAAUUGACAAGGCUGUGGUGGUGUCGCCCUCCAGCCUGGUGAAGAACUGGUACAAUGAAGUUGGGAAAUGGCUUGGAGGGAGGAUCCAACCUCUGGCCAUCGAUGGAGGCUCUAAGGACGAGAUAGAUCGGAAGCUGGAAGGAUUCAUGAACCAGCGUGGAGCCAGAGUGCUUUCCCCCAUCCUCAUCAUUUCCUAUGAGACAUUCCGCCUUCAUGUUGGAGUCCUGCAGAAAGGGAGUGUUGGACUGAUCAUAUGUGACGAGGGACACAGGCUGAAGAACUCUGAUAAUCAGACUUACCAGGCUCUGGACAGCUUGAAAACCAGCCGGCGGGUGCUUAUCUCUGGGACUCCCAUCCAGAAUGAUCUCCUUGAGUAUUUCAGCUUGGUACAUUUUGUGAAUUCGGGCAUUCUGGGAACUGCCCAUGAGUUCAAGAAGCAUUUUGAGUUGCCCAUUUUGAAGGGUAGAGACGCAGCUGCCAGUGAGGCAGACCGGCAGCUAGGUGAAGAGCGACUGAGGGAGCUCACCAGCAUUGUGAAUAGGUGCAUGAUACGGAGGACAUCAGAUAUCCUUUCUAAAUAUCUGCCUGUGAAGAUUGAGCAGGUGGUUUGUUGUAGGCUGACACCCCUGCAGACGGAAUUAUACCAGAGGUUUCUGAGACAGGCCAAGCCAGCAGAAGAGUUGCGUGAGGGCAAGAUGACUGUGUCUUCCCUUUCUUCCAUCACCUCACUGAAGAAGCUGUGUAAUCAUCCAGCUCUAAUCUAUGACAAAUGUGUGGAAGAGGAGGAUGGCUUUGAAGGUGCCUUGGACCUUUUCCCCCCUGGUUAUAGCUCCAAGGCUCUAGAGCCUCAGUUGUCAGGUAAGAUGCUGGUCCUUGAUUACCUUCUGGCAGUGACCCGAAGCCGCAACAGUGACAAAGUAGUGCUGGUGUCCAAUUACACCCAGACAUUGGACCUUUUUGAAAAGCUCUGCCGAGCCCGAAGGUACUUGUAUGUCCGCUUGGAUGGUACAAUGUCCAUUAAGAAGCGAGCCAAGGUUGUGGAGCGCUUCAAUAAUCCAUUGAGCCCUGAGUUUGUCUUUAUGCUGAGCAGCAAAGCUGGGGGCUGUGGCCUCAAUCUCAUUGGGGCUAACCGACUGGUCAUGUUUGACCCUGACUGGAAUCCGGCUAAUGAUGAACAAGCCAUGGCCCGGGUCUGGCGUGAUGGUCAAAAGAAGACCUGCUAUAUCUACCGCCUGCUGUCUGCAGGAACCAUUGAGGAGAAGAUCUUCCAGCGUCAGAGCCACAAGAAGGCACUGAGUAGCUGUGUGGUGGAUGAGCAGGACGUGCAGCGGCACUUCUCCCUGGGCGAGCUGAAGGAGCUGUUUACCCUGGAUGGGGCGAGCCUCAGUGACACACACGACAGGUUGCGCUGCCGCCGCUGUGUCAACAACCACCAGGUCAGGCCACCCCCUGAUGGUUCUGACUGCACCUCAGACCUGGCUCAAUGGAACCAUAGCACUGAUAAACGGGGGCUCCGGGAUGAGGUACUGCAGGCUGCCUGGGAUGCUGCCACCACUGCCAUCACCUUCGUCUUCCACCAGCGUUCCCAUGAGGAGCAGCGGGGCCUCCACUGAUAACCAGCUGGUCUGGGUAUAGCUGUUAGAGGAAGGAGACAGGGCACAGGGGCUCCCUGCCCCAUAGGGCCCUGCUGAGUUUUGUUCUCUGGGAGAAAAAAAUCAUCAAGAAGGGCUGCAUGAUGUUUGCCCAAAAUUUAUUUUAUAAGAAAAACUUUUUUGGUUAAAAAAAGAAAGGAAUAAAGGUAUGAAAGGG